This is a messenger RNA of Raphanus sativus (radish), 1677 nucleotides long. RefSeq names its product mannan endo-1,4-beta-mannosidase 7. Lineage: Eukaryota; Viridiplantae; Streptophyta; Magnoliopsida; Brassicales; Brassicaceae. The coding region runs from base 235 to 1536 and encodes 433 amino acids. Gene Ontology annotation, molecular function: hydrolase activity, hydrolyzing O-glycosyl compounds. The transcript has 5 exons. The record is from RefSeq and is a predicted model, not a curated record. Gene Ontology annotation, biological process: carbohydrate metabolic process.
AUGACUGUGCGUUUUGAGAAAUAAUACCAUUUAAUAAUCAACCACUCAUAUAAAUUGGAGUACAUAACUGUGCGUGUAUUAUCACACUCUUAAAUGAGAUUAAUGCUUUAAAUAGUUUGUGUCCAUAAAUACCCACUUAGAGACAAGCUAGAAGAAGAAGAGUGUAAGAGAAAGAACAGAUGCGUUUUCGAGUGUAAGAGAAAGAACACAACAACAACAACACGAUAGGAGAAAAUGAAGCCUCUGUGUCUGGUCACAAUCCUAUCGAUCCUGAUCCAACAAAGCUAUUUGAAGCUUGGAACAGAUGCGUUUUCGAGUGAUGGGUUCGUGAGAACCAAAGGUGUUCAGUUUAGCCUCAAUGGCUAUCCAUAUUACGCUAAUGGCUUCAAUGCCUAUUGGCUCAUGUACGUUGCCUCCGAUCCUUCCCAAAGGCCUAAGAUCUCCGCCGCAUUCCAAGAAGCGUCUCGCCAUGGACUGACCGUAGCUCGAACCUGGGCUUUCAGUGACGGCGGUUACAGGCCUCUCCAGUAUUCCCCUGGCUCUUACAAUGAAGAUAUGUUUCAGGGUUUGGAUUUUGCGAUAGCUGAAGCAAGAAAGCAUGGUAUAAAGAUCAUACUCAGCUUUGCGAAUAACUACGUGAGCUUUGGAGGGAAGAAGCAAUAUGUGGACUGGGCUAGAAGCCGUGGCCGUCCUGUAUCUUCUGAAGACGACUUUUUCACAGACUCUCUUGUUAAAGAUUUCUACAAGAAUCAUAUUAAGGCUGUGCUGAACAGAUUCAAUACUUUUACCAAAGUUCAUUACAGAGAUGACCCGACCAUUAUUGCUUGGGAGCUCAUGAACGAGCCUCGUUGCCCCUCGGAUCCAACCGGAAGAACCAUUCAGGCUUGGAUUACGGAAAUGGCUGCUCAUGUGAAAUCACUAGACAGAAACCAUCUGCUUGAAGCUGGCCUGGAAGGUUUCUACGGUCAGUCCUCCUCACCGCAAAGAAAGACUCUGAACCCACCAGGUCAGUUUGGAACCGAUUUCAUCGCCAAUAACCGCAUCCCAGGCAUUGAUUUCGUCACGGUUCACUCUUACCCAGACGAAUGGUUUGUAGACUCGAGCGAGCAGUCUCAAAUGGAGUUCUUAAACAGAUGGCUGGACGCGCACAUCCAAGACGCUCAGAACGUUCUCCACAAACCUAUAGUUAUAGCGGAGUUCGGCAAAUCGACGAAGAAAUCAGGCUAUUCUCCCGCGCAGAGAGACGGUGUCUUCAACACCGUGUACGGCAAGAUUUACGAGUCUGCGAAACGAGGAGGAGCAGCAGCGGGAGGAUUGUUCUGGCAGCUUUUGGGAAACGGAAUGGAUAAUUUUCAAGACGGGUAUGGGAUCAUACUUAGCCAGACCUCCUCCUCGACUGUUAACGUCAUUGCGCAGCAGUCGCGCAAGUUGACUUUGAUUCGGAGAAUCUUCGCAAGGAUGAUCAAUGUGGAGAAAUGGAAGAGAGCCAGAGGCUAUGGACCAGUAAGAAAAGGAGGUCACAAUAUUCAAAACUGAAAAAAUCUAGCGGGGGUCUUCUUGUAAUGUUUUACCCUUCUUUUUUCAUUUACCAAAUGUGAUCUUGAGAUGCGUUUUGAAUCGUAAGAUCUCAGCUUGUCCAAGAAAAGUUAUAGUGAUAGUUUUUUUUUUACCUCUUAA